UCAUGUAUUUUAUUUAAUUAAUACAUGCUUUCUUUCAAAAAAAAAAUGGCAAAAUAUUAAAAAGAAAGUCGGUAUUAUUAAUAUUAAAAUAGUAAACGGUAUUUCCGUAAAUAUUUUGGAAAAAUCAUGUGUUGUGUAAGUAAGGUUAAUUUUCUCAAGAUCUAAACUCAUUUUCCUCUUUCUAUUAAAAUCCCUUACUUGAUAGUUCAUACACACAGAGCCUCCGUUUCUCCUCUCUUAUCUUCCCAGCCAAGCCAAGCCAAGCCAAGCCAACCCCAUCGAAGCCGAGCCGUCGAAUCACCGCCGAGCGAUAACGGACGGUCGAAUCACCACCGCGCGGCUGUAGCCCAUUGAUUCUCAGUCCCUUUAACUGGUCGAAUCUCUUCAAUUCAGAUCUCUCUAUAUUCAGGUAAGUCAAAUAGUGGACUUAAGGGAUUAGAUCAUUGCCCUAGAUUGAUUUUCUAUGGCAACAUCUGGGUUAUGUGUUUGGCUCCAUAAGAAAAUAGUUGAUCCUCUAAUCCAAAUACUUCGCAGAGGUGCAGAACCUAAGCUUUUGGCCUUCUCUGCAGCUUUGGGAAUUACUUUAGGACUAUUCCCAAUAUGUGGAGUCACUGUAUUUCUAUGUGGACUUGCUAUUGCAUUGCUUGGCUCUCAUUGCCAUGCUGCCACUGUAAUGCUUGCUAAUUUUGUUGCAACACCAAUAGAAUUGAGCCUUGUCGUACCUUUCUUACGCUUCGGUGAAUUUAUCUCUGGUGGGUCUCAUUUUCCAUUGACAUCUGAUGCUUUUAGGAAAGUCUUAACUGGGAAAGCUUCAAAUGAAGUCUUGCUAAGUAUUGCUCAUGCCUUGCUUGGUUGGCUUAUAGCUUCACCUUUUAUAAUGGGGAUCUUGUACUUGAUAUUUUUACCAUGUUUCAAGAUUUUGGUUCAUAAGUUCAGUGUUGCUCCUUCAAGUCCCAACAAGUCUCUGCUUUCACAAUCUGAAGUGAUGCUUAAGGUUUUGGGCUCUUCUUCUUCCUGAUUCUUUGUUUUACAACCCUUUUUUAACACAUGGGAAUGGGAAUGGGAUUUAAGCUUAUUCACAUCGUACAACUGCAAUUGCUUGAAAAAUAUAUCAAUAAAAAGAAGAAAAUCGUAUCAAAAUUUUCAAACUAGGCAAAUUAGGUACAAGCAGAAAAAUAGCCACAAUACAUGGUAUAACAAACCAUUAUAUAAGGCAAAAAAAGAAAAGUCAUCACACCGAAGAAGGCAUAACAAACCAAGUGAAUAUUUAACCAAAACAAACCAAGUGAAUAUUUAUUAAGAAGGCAUAAAACUAUAAUUAUUAUUGUAUUAGAUAAAUCAUCACACCGAAGAAGUAAAAAUAGAAUAGAAAAAUAAAAAUUUAUACCAAAUAUAAUACAUUAGCUAUAAAACAUUUUAAAAUAAUUAUUUUAAUUAGUUGGCCAACUCAAGAAAGCAUUAAAAAAGAUAAUACUUACUAACGUUUUUAAUUAUAACAUUUUAGAAAACACAAUUAUCUAGUUACAUUACUCUAUACAAUAAAAUAAAAAAACGAUACUCAAUACUAAUUAUAUGAGAAUAAAAAUCACAUAUGGAGAUAAUUAAAGGUUGGAAUAAAUUAGGAAUUAAAUGCUAUUAAAGAAAUUUAUAAUUUAAUGUUAAAUACACAUUAAUUGAAAAAGAGCAAAUUGUCAAGAAUAAAAAUGAAAAUAAUUAGAAUUUAACGCUAUUAACGAGCUAUUAUCUGUAUAAUAAUUAAUGGAAAACUAUAUUUAUAAUAAAGAUAUGAAUAUAACAAAUAAACCUAUAAUAAAUAUGAAUUGCAAUUUGAAUAAAAUGAUGUUAUUAAGUAACUGAUCAAUUAUGUGUGUCAAGAUGACACAAUGAAUCAAUGGAAGAGCUUUAUGACUUUUAAAGAGGGAGUUGAGCACGACUAAACCAAUAGCACAUAUGAUCUAAGAUCAAAAUAGAUGCAGCUGUAUUUGUGGAACAUGGGUGUUUUUGCUUUUCUUGUGUUGUUCGUGAUGAUUCUUCAUUGUUGUCUAGGACCAUUUCGAGUUGUCACGGUGGUGUUCUUCAAACAGAUCUCGCCGAAGCACUUAGGGGUCAAGGAAGAAAGCUAUUAGUUGGAUUAAGAAAAACACACAUGGAUCUAUUUAGACGGGUUGCCUUAUUGUGGUUCAAGUUGUUUGUAGUCAGGUGGUUAUGCAAUAUGACUUUGGUCAUGGUUGUUGGACCUCGUUCUUUCACUUUGUCGGGCCGCUACCUCACCUUAAUAGAGUAGGUAGAAUACUUAUAUUCAAGAUAACUCUUGCCUAUUCUUCUAAUGUGGGACUUAGGUUGAUACCCCAACAAUCCAUGAAGCCCAUAUAACCAAGGGAACUCGCUGCCUCACCAUCACUUUUGUUAGGAAGACUUUCGACACAUGUCCUAAUAUUGAUCUCAAUCUUGUACCGUAAUCAUCAACGAAACACGUCACCUAACUACCUCAAUAUUAGAUAGACUUUUGAUACAAGGUACCAUAUAGAUCUUCAAUCGCGAGGUCAUCACAUUGAGUGUUUCUUUCCCUGUAAAGCCUUUAGGAGCCCUUGUUGUACCAAAAGCCCUUUAUAUUUGGGCUCCUUCUCAAAAGGUCUCAUACUAAUGGAGUAAAUAAAACACUUAUAUUCAAGAUAACUCUUAUCUUUCUUCCAAUGUGGAACUUAGAUUAAUACCCCAACAAUAGUACAUGAGUGAUGACAUUUGUUGUCUGAGUUGAGUACUUUUGUUAGUGUUUGUUAAGCUUGUUGAAUAAGUAGAGGAAUGUUUUCUUAUUUUUGGUGAAACAAUCCACAAAAAGAGUGAUGAUUCAUUGCCUUAGUUUUAGUCGUGCGUUUAAGGCUGUAUUGCUUAAAAAAAAAAGUACUAUCACAAAAUGAAAAAGAGAAGAAAAAGGAAAAUGAUUUGAAUCAUGAGGUAUUGCAUUUCUUAGGCAAAAGGAUCUAAACCCACUUUCCCCUUUCUAAUAAAUCCCUAAAAUAUGAAAGUACUUAAUACAAACAAUUAGAUAGAGAAAAGAUUAAAUAGAAUAAUAUUACAAAAUGAAUUAAAUGAUCAUUACACAUGUAUGUCAAAGAGGCAUUGUUCUAAUGAUUAUAUGUUGAGGCAGCCCCUAGACAAAGUUGGCUAGAACUCAAAAUAAGUUGCAUAAAUUAUGUGUUUCCUGAAUUCUUUGGCUUUGGCCUUUACCAGCAAAUGAUCAUAUUAGGCAGCAGAGUACCAACUCAUCAAAUUUCAUUGAAAAGUAAGGGAUUUCAAGUACUAAUACCACCCUGCUCUGUAUCCCAUCCUGAACCAGACGCAGCUCAAGCUUUUGUUGAACAUAUAUAAGACCUUGUUAAGCCCAUCUCAACAUCAUCAUCUUUGUUGCAGCA
Cannabis sativa is the source of this 3413-nucleotide messenger RNA. RefSeq lists its product as uncharacterized. Gene Ontology annotation, cellular component: intracellular membrane-bounded organelle. NCBI's taxonomy places the organism in Eukaryota, Viridiplantae, Streptophyta, Magnoliopsida, Rosales, Cannabaceae. The record is from RefSeq and is a predicted model, not a curated record. The coding region runs from base 464 to 1018 and encodes 184 amino acids. The transcript has 2 exons.